Molecule: messenger RNA, 2931 nt
Organism: Triticum dicoccoides
Lineage: Eukaryota; Viridiplantae; Streptophyta; Magnoliopsida; Poales; Poaceae
Exons: 6
Coding region: 1-2721 (906 amino acids)
Molecular function (GO): zinc ion binding
Source: RefSeq, a predicted model, not a curated record
AUGGAGCAAGCGGCGGCUGAAGAAGAACCAGGCGGCGGGGCGGCCGAGGGCGGGCAAGGCGGGGCGGCCGAGGGCGGGCAAGGCGGGGCGGCAGAGGGCAGGCAAGGCGGGGCGGCAGAGGGCAGGCCUGGAGGCGCGGAGGGCGGACCUGGAGGCGUAGAGGGUGGACCUGGAGGCGCGGAGGGCGAGCAACGCACCGAUUUGGGCUGGUCGGCUUGGGCAAAUUGGCAAGAAGGGAUGGAUCCAGAAAAGGUAGUGCAUAUGUUGAUUGCAUACUGUGAUCCCUCCAAAGAAGCAUAUGAGCCUAUCGCCGAGGAUUGGACAGAUGUUCAAGCAGACAACAACACAAAAGAGGCCGAUGAUAGUUAUCUUUGCAACCCAAUCCCGCAGAAUGAGCAUGUUGGUAUUGAUGAGGAGAAAAUGUAUUUGGAGAAAGAACCUAUACCUCCAAAAUUGGUUCUUUUUUCUGGUAAAGAGAAAGACAAAACCAAUGUUUCUGAGGAUGAGAGCGAGGAUGGGAGCAAGGAUGGGAGCGAGGAUGGGAGCGAGGAUGGGAGCGAGGAGGAGCCUGAAGUAGAGGAGGAGGAGUUGCAUGAGCCAGAUCAUGCCCCAAAUAUAGAGUAUGACCAACAAGACCCUCCAAUGACUGUAGGAUCCACAUAUCCCAAUAUGGAUGUGUUUAAGUUGGCUCUUUCUCAGCAUGCAGUCAAACGUGACUUUGAGUAUAACACAGAGAAGAGCACACAACGUAGGUUAAGGGCCUAUUGUAAAAGAAGAGAUGAAGAUGAUUGCCCAUGGAGGAUACAUGCUUCUACAACAGCUGAUAGGCGCACUGUAAUGGUGAAAAAGAAACCUUUUGAGCACGAUUGUUCUAGUACGAAAAGGAAAAAGAAAGUGAAGAACGCAACUAAGUUCUGGAUAUGUGAGAAGGUGAAAGAUUGGCUCAUUGAAGAUGCAACUCUAGGAGCAAUGAAAUUGCGAAAAAAGCUGAAAGAACACUACAAGAUCAAAAUCCACUACAAGAGAGUCUAUAUGGGUAAGCUGCUAGCCUUGAAGCAACUAUACGGUGAUUGGGAUAGUAGUUUUAACAACUUGUAUAGGUUUAAAGCACAAGUUGAAAGUUGCUGCCCUAAUAGCAUAGUGCAGAUCGACCAUCAUACCAUAAAUGGUAAAAUAAGGUUUAGAAGAAUUUUUGUUGCUCUCAAACCUUGCAUAGAUGGAUUUCUUAGUGGUUGCAGGCCAUAUUUGGCUGUGGACAACACCUUUAUGACAGGCAGAUUCAAGGGGCAAUUGGCUAGUGCUACUGCAGUGGAUGGCCAUAAUUGGAUGUAUCCAGUUUGCUUUGGAAUUUUUGACUCUGAAACAAAUGAAAAUUGGAUCUGGUUCAUGCAGUUGCUAAGACAGGCCAUAGGAUCACCAACAGGUUUAGCCAUAUGCACUGAUGCUGGCCAAGCAGUGAUGACAGGGGUAAAAGAAGUCUUCCCGGAGGCAGAACAUAGAGAAUGUAUGUUCCACUUGGUGAGCAACUUCAAGAAGAAGUUUACUGGAAAAGUAUUUGACGACCACCUAUGGGCAGCUGCUUACUCAUGGAACCCAUAUAUAUUUGACAAGAAUUGGGCUGCAAUGGAGGCAGUAAAGCCAGCCGCAACAGCAUAUAUUAGGAAGUGGCACAAUAGGUUGUGGUCUAGGAGUCAGUUCUCGACCAUAUGCAAGGUGGACUAUGUAACCAACAACUUGGCAGAGUGCUUUAACAAUUGGAUCAAGCACCACAAGUCAUUGAACUUGGACGAUUUCUUGGACAAGGCAAGGCAGUUGAUUAUGAUCUUGUGGAAUGAUAGGAGAAAAGUAGCAAAGAAGUUAGAUGGAUUGAUUCUACCCCACAUAAUGAAGAAGUUAAAUGCAUUGACUAGAGAAUUCAACUUGGAGGUGGUAGAAUGCUCAGAAGAAGUGGCUGAAGUGGUUGCAUUAGGAGGCAGCGGUUUUAGGUUUAUUGUUAACUUGCAAAAUAGAACAUGUUCAUGUCGACAAUGGCAAGUUUGUGGUCUUCCUUGCAAACAUGCUCUUGCAUUCAUCACGUCACUUAGUGAUGCUCACAUAAAGAAUUACGCUGAUUUGUAUUAUUCCAUUGAAAAAUUUAGAGCAGCCUAUUCCAACCUGAUCCCUGCUAUGCCUGACAAGAGCCAAUGGCCUAAAUCUGACCAUGGAUUUUUCAUGCAUCCACCACUACUUAAAGCUACAGCUGGCAGGCCUAAAACUGAGAGAUAUAAAGGUUGUAUUGACAAGAAAAGAAAAAAGGGCAAGCACUUAUGUCCAAUUUGUAAGGAAUAUGGGCAUCAUUGGCACAACUGUAAGAAGGGUAACCCUGAUGACAUUGCUGCAAUGUUGGCUAUUAGAGAACCACCAAAGAAGAGGGCAAAGACUAGCAAAACAGCCCAAUCCAUUGUGCCUUGCGAGGAUGGAGCACCAACAAGGAUGCUUUUUCCACCACCAAGCCAAAGCUUGGAAACUACAACUAAGAAAAAGAGAAAACAUGACAACACUGAAUCUGGAGGUUCAAAGAGAUCAAAAACUGGCUCCAUUGAGAAUGCCAAGACGAAAAAGAAGGUUGCCGAGAAGAUUCCGGUGCCACUUGACAGCCCAGCAAUGGGCACAAGGAGCAGAAAGUUUAAUCCUCCUAGCCCUGCUAUGAGCACAAGAAGCAAAAGAAGGCUCAGCAUGUAAUUUCAUAUGCGUCUAUGCUCUUCCAUUGAUGUAAUGGUUCUUUUGGAGUUCCUGUGAUAUGACGGUUCUUUUGGAAAUCCUUUAGCCUGACAUAUGUGAACUAUUGGUGACUUAUAUGUGUGAAUCUGGUUGCUUAUGGCACUUGUUGAAAAUUGUUCAAUCGAUUAUAUACAUGUAAACUGUGUGCAAGGGAUAUGGCAUCAAAAUAUA